UCUGUCUCCCGGCCCAGACGUAUGCUCUCUCUCUUCUCGUUUUCUUCUUCUUCUUAUUCUCCUUCUCUUUACGCGAUCUCCUCGGAAGCUCUCAAUUUAGAAGAAAAUCUUGGAAAUCUUUCGAUUGAUAAGCUUCCGUUUCAGAUUUCUUGGCUUCCUGGUUCCAAUCUUCGAUUUCACAGAACCAUUGGAAGUGGUUCGGCUCGCCGGAUUUUUACUGAUUACUCUAGCGAUUCUGUUCAGCUUCACUUUCCAGUACUUCUAAGGUUCAUUAUUUAAGUAAGCUUCAAGGCUUGUUCGAAUUCGACAAGACAGUCUAGAACCAGUACUUUUGAUAUCAUUUAGGCAAGUUGUAAAUAUAAUUUUUGAGCUAAAAGAUAUAUCGUUGGAUGCUUUCUGUCUCUAUAUAUUGAAGCUGUGUGAUUAUGGAGUCAUGUUGUCCUAUGAGCUUUCAUAUUGCAUAAUGGUUUUACUUUAAGAGAACUUGCUCGUUGACGGUGUCGAUCUGAAAAUUAAAAGUCAUGCCUCCAUGGUGGGGAAAAUCAUCAUCCAGAGAAGUGAAGAAGAAAGGAAGCAAGGAGGGUUUUAUUGACACAUUACAUCGAAAAUUUAGAAUUCCCUCAGAAUGUAAACUAAACAAUAUAUCAGGAGGGUUUCGGAGACGUUGUAGUGACAUAGUAUCUGAGAAAGGUUCUCAGUCCCGAGCAGAGUCCAGAUCAUCUUCCCCAUCCAAAAAAGUUUCAAGGUGCCAGAGUUUUGCUGAAAGGACCCAUGCUCAACCACUACCGCUUCCUAGUCUGCACCCUGCAAGUGUAGGUCGCACAAACUCUGGAAUUGAUAUUUCAACGACACCGCGAUCAGAGAAAGGCUCCAAGUCAUCGUUGUUUCUGCCUCUCCCAAAACCAGCAUGCAUUCGUAACAGGCCAAAUGCUACAGACUUAGAUGGAGUUUUGGUCACUGCUUCAAUUUCCAGUGAGUGCUCCAUCGACAGUGAUGACCCUGCUGACUCUAAUCUGCGAAGUCCUCAGGCAGCUGACUAUGAAAAUGGGAAUAGAACGGCUGCAAGCUGCCCUUCUAGUGUGAUGCUCAAGGAUCAGACCUCUAGCAUCUCGCAACCGGGCUCAAGGGAGGUGAAAAAACCUGCUAACCUUUUGUUUGGUAAUCGUACCUCUCCUACAUCACCGAAACGGAGACCUUUAGGCAAUCAUGUAACAAACCUACAGGUGCCAUAUCAUGGUGCCUUCUGCAGUGCUCCUGACAGCUCAUUGUCGAGUCCCUCAAGAAGUCCAAUGAGAGGAUAUGGUGCCGAGCAAGUCAUUAACUCUGCUUUCUGGGCAGGGAAGCCUUAUCCAGAUAUCACUUUCCUUGGAUCUGGCCACUGUUCCAGUCCAGGUUCUGGUCACAAUUCUGGGCAUAAUUCGAUGGGAGGAGAUAUGUCUGGACAGUUAUUUUGGCAGCAGAGCAGGGGUAGCCCUGAAUAUUCUCCAAUACCUAGUCCCAGAAUGACUAGCACCGGCCCCAGCUCCAGAAUUCAUAGUGGUGCUGUCACACCUGUACAUCCUAGAGCAGCAGGGACAUCCAUUGAAUCCCAGACAAGUUGGCCUGAUGAUGGGAAAUUACAGAGCCACAGGUUGCCCCUUCCACCUGUAACAGUUUCCAAUUCAUAUCCUUUUUCUCAUCCAAAUUCAGCAGCAGCAUCUCCCUCUGUGCCACGAAGCCCAGGAAGGGCAGAGAACCCUACAAGCCCUGGCUCGCGCUGGAAGAAGGGAAAGCUGCUUGGGAGAGGCACGUUUGGACAUGUGUAUGUUGGCUUCAACAGUGACAGCGGUGAAAUGUGUGCAAUGAAGGAGGUGACGUUAUUCUCUGAUGAUGCAAAGUCAAAGGAGAGUGCGAAGCAGCUGAUGCAGGAAAUUGCUUUAUUAAGCCGCUUACGGCAUCCAAAUAUUGUGCAGUAUUAUGGCUCCGAAACAGUUGGUGAUAGACUUUACAUAUACCUUGAGUAUGUAUCUGGAGGGUCCAUUUAUAAGCUUCUCCAGGAGUAUGGGCAACUGGGUGAGCUAGCAGUUCGAAGUUAUACUCAACAAAUCUUGUCUGGACUUGCAUAUUUACAUUCUAAGCAAACUGUCCACAGAGAUAUCAAAGGAGCAAACAUUCUUGUGGACCCAAAUGGUCGUAUUAAGUUGGCAGAUUUUGGAAUGGCAAAGCAUAUCACUGGGCAAUCAUGCCCAUUAUCAUUCAAAGGAAGCCCAUACUGGAUGGCACCUGAGGUUAUCAAGAAUUCAAAUGGUAGCAACCUUGCGGUUGAUAUAUGGAGUCUUGGAUGCACCGUUUUGGAAAUGGCUACAACAAAACCACCUUGGAGUCAGUAUGAAGGGAUUGCUGCCAUGUUUAAGAUUGGAAACAGUAAAGAACUCCCUGCAAUUCCUGAUCACCUCUCAGAUGAGGGAAAGGAUUUUGUGAGACAAUGCUUGCAACGAAAUCCACUUCAUCGUCCUACAGCUUCCCAGCUAUUGGAACACCCCUUUGUGAAAUAUGCUGCAAGUCUGGAAAGGCCUACUUUGGGUUCUGAGCCUGCAGAUGUAUCCUCUGGGGUUACAAGUGGAGUGAAAUCUCUGAGCAUCGGCCAAGUGAGAAACAUUCCAGAUUCCGAGAGACUAGCGAUUCAUUCGUCCAGAGUUUCAAAAACUGGUCCCUAUGUCAGUGAUAUCCAUAUUCCAAGGAAUGUAUCUUGUCCUGUCUCACCUAUUGGGAGUCCCCUUUUGCAUGCAAGGUCACCCCAGCAUCUGAAUGGUAGAAUGUCUCCUUCGCCAAUAUCAAGCCCGAGGACCACUUCGGGCUCAUCAACUCCUCUCACAGGUGGAAAUGGGGCUAUACCUUUCAAUCACCUUAAGCAGUCAUGUUAUCUACAAGAUGGUAUUGGGAGCAUGCCAAAGCCUUCGAAUGGUCUCUAUGGUAACGGUCCUUAUCAUGAGUCAAACCCCGAAUUUUUCAGAGGGAUGCAGCCUGGGUCUCCUAUCUUCUCAGACUUCAUACCUUGUGAAAAUGAUGUUUUAGGAAAGCUGAUUGGAAGGCCUAUUCAUGGGGAACCUUAUGAUGGACAGUGUGUGUUGGCUGAUCGUGUCUCCAGGCAACUCCUGAGGGAUCAUGUGAAGAUGAACCCAUCCCUGGAUUUAAGUCCCAAGUCUCCUUUGCCUAGCCGGACUGGCGGCAUCUAGCUUUCCAUUUUUCUCAUCCGAUCAAAGAGAGCAAGGUCUCAAGUUAAUCUGGUAGACUUUAUUGACCAUGCUACCUGCCAAGGAAGCUAAUUUAUACAAUAACGAUGCUGGGUGGAAAAUUGAUGGAAUAAUCUUACACAGGGGAGAAACGAAGUCGCCAGAGGCACCUGGGCUAUCUGCCAUGGAUUUUUGUUCAGGCUUUUGGCAGUGACAUCCUAAAAUUAUUGGCAUUUUUAGAUAUUUGACAAAAUUGGUCUAGCCAUGAACCUUUCCCUAGCUUAAUAUGGAGGAAGCUUGCUAUUGCAGAUAAGAACUGUGCCAGUAACGGCACUCUCUUAUACCGGUAUGGCGUUAACUUGUACAGAUUUGAGUGCAUAAAUCUUCUAAUGUUGACUAAACUGAGGGACAGUACAUCUCAUCUUUACCUGGGGGAUGGUGGCUUCUGAUUAUCCGAUAUAUGGAUAGGAAUCGCGGGAAUAAGAACUGUAUAUUACAUAGAUCAUCGUACAGAAGAUAAGAAAGAUGAAGGUGCUACAAUUACUAGCUUUUGGACUAUCUUUUUUCCUGGGUCUGAAACAGCUGUACAGAAGAUAGAAGACUGGAUCAGGUUGAAUUGUUUAUGGAACAAUUGCAUGCUCACUUUGCCUCUGCAUAUUUUUUUUUUCUUGCAAUUGUUUAUGCUGCUCUGGGAUUAUUAUUGUCAUAGUAUAGCUUGACUUGAUUCGUUGUAUGUACAUCGCUGCUUCGAUAUACUGAAGAUAUCUUUUCUGAUUAUGAAGGAAAGAGCACCUGUAGAUACUAAGAUUUUUAAGUUUGAAUGCGGCUGAAGAACAGUACUGGUGC
Molecule: messenger RNA, 4058 nt
Organism: Tripterygium wilfordii
Lineage: Eukaryota; Viridiplantae; Streptophyta; Magnoliopsida; Celastrales; Celastraceae
Product: mitogen-activated protein kinase kinase kinase YODA-like
Exons: 12
Coding region: 522-3215 (897 amino acids)
Biological process (GO): protein phosphorylation
Molecular function (GO): ATP binding; protein kinase activity
Source: RefSeq, a predicted model, not a curated record